Messenger RNA from Aspergillus oryzae RIB40, 936 nucleotides. RefSeq lists its product as uncharacterized. Lineage: Eukaryota; Fungi; Ascomycota; Eurotiomycetes; Eurotiales; Aspergillaceae. Bases 1 to 936 code for a protein of 311 amino acids. The transcript is spliced from 5 exons. The record is from RefSeq and is a predicted model, not a curated record.
AUGACAAACUACCAGAUAGACACUCCUGCCAAGGUGACAGGGCCGGUUUUCAUUGGCGUCCUUUGGGGUGCAACAGGGCUCUCGUUUCUCUUCGUUCUGGCUCGCACACUUGCUCGCAUCUAUGCCUUCCGACAUCUCUGGCUCGACGAUGCCUUCGCCAUCGGCGCGUGGUUGAUGCUCCUAGUCCAGGCAAUCACCUGGAUGACCCAGGUGGACUCGAUGUACCUCCUCUUUCAGUUAGACGCUGGCAAGCUCAUGCCGACACCCGAGAUCUUGAAACGCCUGGCACAACUGGAGAGGGCCGAGUGUGCCAUUCUCAUCCUGUUUUACACGUCUCUGUGGGCGAUCAAAGCCUCGUUUCUGAUCUUUUUCCGGAGGAUCGGAGGUACCGAUCGCUCCUGGCUCAUCUGGUUCUGGUGUGUCGUUGGCUUCGUCGCGGCCACAUACUUCGUCUGCUUGGGGGACAUCCAGUACCCCUGCCUGCUGAGAGACCAAGCCUAUAUCCUGGAUGUCCUCACUGACCUGACAAUCAUCAGCCUCCCAAUCACCCUACUAUGGAACGUGCGGCUUCCCCUCCGCCGCAAGAUGAUCCUGAUAAGUAUCCUGUCCUUGGCGGUACUCAUCAUCAUCGUAGCGAUCGUACGAGUCGCCGUCGUUGCUACCAAGGAGAAAAACGCCGAUAUGUCCUGGCUGUGGAUGUGGAGUUUUAUCGAAGCCACUGUCGCCAAUAUCAUCGCCUGUGUCGGCUCCUUCCGCCAAUUGUUCGUGAAACAGGACAAGAACCGCGCUUCAGCGUACCCAGUCCGCUUCCAUACGGAGUACCCAUCCUUGGAUGCUAAGCCGGGGUUCCAGCGCGUUCGCACCCGGUCGGAAGGAAGCUCCGAUCUCCAUCUUAAUUCUUACGAUAGUCACCGCGAGCUGGCACCUGUUGUAUAA